CUUUAGACCAACUUUUUAUUCUCUCUCUCUAGAUUAGUAAACAACUUUUCGACUUUUUAUGCUUUCUACUGAAAGUCCUCUCAGAUCCUGUCCUAGCGUCGUCUCCAGUGAAGCCUUCUUCAAAUUCUGCUUAGUCCUAACCAUUUUCAUGAGUGAUAUCAGUAAUGAAUGAGUGAUCUGUCUUUAUCCCACCGAUUCCUUAAAAAAAAAAAGCUAACGGCUUUCAGAUAAUUCGCUGCUUCCUUCUCAACCUCCGAUCUGGGUUUUGGUUUUAACUUCAUACCGAAGUAGAAAUAGAGUUUACCCUCUUGUAAAGUUACAAUCUUUUUUUUGUGGAAAAUUCGGACAUGAUUCAGCUACUGUUUCUAAUUCUGUUCGUGGAAGGUGCGAUUACAUUCUUGUUACUAAUCAAGAUUGGUCCUUUGAGGGAGCUUGUGAUUAAGAGCCUUGACCAGAUGAAAAUGGGGAAAGGUCCAGCCACUGUGAAAACCAUCGCUGGAACCAUGGCUGUUAUCCUCUUCUCCAAUCUCAUGAGCAUUGUCAAGAUUCAGAACAAAGGUGCAAAGCUUGGGACUAUGUCUCCUAUGGAUCAGGUUCUUUGGAGAACCCAUUUGCUUGAAGCCUCUUUAAUGGGAGUGGUACUUUUUCUUGGCUUUGUGAUUGAUAGAAUGCAUCACUACUUAAAAAAGCUACUCAACUUAAGAGGCAACGUUGGAUCAUCUCAAGAAGAGCUUGAACAGCUUCAGAAAGAGAGGACAGAACUAAAGGAGAAAGAGGAAAAAGCAUCUAAGGAGAUCAAGCAGCUUCAAGAAAAACUGUCAUCUAUGUCAGAGAGACUUAAGAAAGUAGAGACCGAGUGUAAAGAGAAAGAGAAGAAAGUGGAAGCAGCUGAAACACAUGUCACUGCUCUGCAAAAACAGUCUGCGGAGUUGCUUCUUGAGUAUGAUAGUUUGCUAGAAGAUAACCAAAAGCUCCAAAACCAAAUUUUGGGGACAAAGAGCUAAAAUGUAAGAUUGUAGGGAGUGUUGUUGUUAACAAUGGUUGAUUGAGAAAGAGAGUUUUUUUCUUUAAUGGAGGGUUGCAGUUAGCAUUUUUGUGUUUUUGAGUAUAUGGUUGAUGUUGAAUGUCUUUCUGAGACCUGUUUCUUGCUGUCUAUAUCGACUCUUUGGGAUGUGUUUGUUGACAGUUUCAUCAAAAG
Molecule: messenger RNA, 1198 nt
Organism: Eruca vesicaria subsp. sativa (arugula)
Lineage: Eukaryota; Viridiplantae; Streptophyta; Magnoliopsida; Brassicales; Brassicaceae
Source: the annotation of a GenBank genome assembly